AUGUUAGAUCCAUGGCGUUGGUUUAUGGCUUGGUAUGAUAUUGUGCCAUUAUCAAGUAUGAUAACAAUAUUAGAAAAAUGCUUUUCUCCAAAAUGGCUUCAAGUACUUCAUAUUUGGUUAAAUAAUAAUCCAAAUAAUCAAGAAAUUCAACAAUGGUAUAGUGAAGCUUUAAUGAUGAUUGAUCGAAGAAUAUCAGGAACAUUUAAUGUUCAACAAAUAUCUCCAUCUGAACCAUAUGUAAAUAUUAACUAUGAAGCAGUUAAUAAUCACGGUGUUGCAGUAUCAUCAUCACGUAUUAUUUCAUCAUUUCAGGAUCUUGUUGAAAAGGAAGCUAUUAAACAUGAUAAUGUAUUUCUACCAAUACCAAAUUGA
Rotaria sp. Silwood2 is the source of this 372-nucleotide messenger RNA. The record is from the annotation of a GenBank genome assembly. NCBI's taxonomy places the organism in Eukaryota, Metazoa, Rotifera, Eurotatoria, Philodinida, Philodinidae.